Messenger RNA from Haemorhous mexicanus (house finch), 5068 nucleotides. RefSeq names its product SNW domain-containing protein 1-like. Gene Ontology annotation, cellular component: spliceosomal complex. The record is from RefSeq and is a predicted model, not a curated record. The transcript has a single exon. Gene Ontology annotation, biological process: mRNA splicing, via spliceosome. Bases 2626 to 4242 code for a protein of 538 amino acids. Lineage: Eukaryota; Metazoa; Chordata; Aves; Passeriformes; Fringillidae.
GACAUUCAACAGCCUCUUAUCUCGGGAUGCCCCCUGCUGAGGGAGGAGUGAUUGUGAUCUCUCAGGGAGAGAGAUAAGGGGAAAUUGCCCACUUGACACCAGACAACUGCCAUACAGAGGGUAAUAGAAUACACCUUGCCUUGCAAUCCAGAACAGGUGUGACCCAGUUGAUGGCACCCAAAAGUUUCUGUGCAUCAUUUAGAGUUUGGAUUUUGGUUGAAAAUGGAAUUGUUUCUGGUUGUACUAACUAGUCCAUUAUUUUGAGUCCCAAAUAUUUCUAGGGUGCUUGGUGCUGCACCUUCUCUGGUUCUAGCUGCAGCCCAAAUGGUUUUAAUGUUUGCAACAGGCUUGGCUGAAUCUGGGAGAGUUCCUCUUUUAUUUGGGUUGUAUCAGAAUGAAUCAUGCAAGACUCCAUUUUCUUCAUGCAGGAAAAAGCCCAUUCUUUAUUCACACAACUCAUUUUCAUGCAGUUUUCACAGACCUCGUGUCUGACUCCAAUUGCUCAGUAGCUUUCUUGCCAAUUACUUUAUUGGUUGGUAGAAGGUAUUUUACUUGUCCAUCAAAUCUCUCUAUUCUUAAAUUGUUUAGAUAUUUCUUCGCUGAUUCUCCUGGGGUAGAUCUACUGUUUAUGCAGGUGCCACUUUAUUUUCUCCCCAAGUAUAGACUGUUGUGUUAGCAGAUUCUCCUUCUCACUUGGGAACUUGGCUGGCUGCUUAGCUGCACUAAGAAGAAGUGAGAGGCUAGCUGGUAAUCUAGCAGAGCAAGGCCUGGUUUUAUGAGGCCUUUCUUUUAUAAUUCUUUUACCUGUCGGAGUAGGGCUGCAGUCCAAAUGUCAUCCAUGUGGUGAUAACAGCAUGCCCUGGGAGUUGCUCUCUCCCUGCUGAGAGUGCCUGUGCCGUGCAGCAGGGACAGAUUGCAGGGCUGUUUGUCAUGCCUCGGGGAAGAACUCGCCAUUGGUAAUAAUAAUGAUAAUAAUUGGUAAUAAUAACACGGCAUCGUUGCACUGGUGCCGUGUUAUUGACAGGAGGCACUGCAAAAGCAAACUUUGGGGUAUGGUCUGGCUGCAAUGGAAUAGUGAAAAAACAAUCCUUCAGGCCCACACUCAGGCCAGGCCACUACCCAGGCUCCAAUUGGGAGGGAAUUCCCUAAACACAUUUGAAAACAAGGCUCCUAAAAUAGCAGUUAUGAGUAAAGCCCUUGUGGUUAAAGACUAAUCAAAGCAUCCAGUAGUUGGAUCACUGUGGAGUUUCCAUCAGGAUAGAGAUGCUUCAAACACUGCAAACUGCUGGAGUGCUGCUGUAAUAAUAACUGGGCAAAAAUCACAAGACUAGCAGUUUGGAGAAGGCUUUCAACAAAGCUCUGCCUUUUGUUGGAACUCUGAAAAAUACUUAAAAUUAUGAGACAGCAUUGGGUCAGACCACUGAGCCAGUGCAGGGAGCCGCCAGAGAGCUCAGCUGAUCCAAGAGAUGCAUAAACAGCCAGAGAACAAAGACAAAGGAUCCUGAAACAACAUGUGUCCUUAAGAUAAUUGCACAAAGAGAUGUUAAAGCAUAGAGGAAGCUGGCUAUAAAUACACUAAUACCAUCUUAUAAAUAAUGCCUAUUAUUAAAUUGGAAAAUUCACACCAUGUAAUCAAUACAUCAGUGAUAACCCUCUCAGGAAGUUGAGGGAACACCUUUCUAAACUGUCAUAUACCUAUGACAGGAAAAUGAAACAAAGGGAAAUGCUAAAACAGCUUACAAUCAAUAACAGCCAUAAUGGAGAAUCAUCACUGACUCUUCUGUGUUACCUAUGGAAGACAAAACAGCAAUUGUAAUGAAGAUUGUAACAGGCAAUAGACUCUGACAAAAUCAAGGGUGAACACACUGUAUGUUCUUUAGCCAGAAACAGGUGUUUAUCAGUGUUUCAUCACAGCUGUUUUAGUUGGAUUUGUCUUUCCUCUUCAAAGAAAACAACUCUCCAUCUUACAAUGUAGAAAAUAUUUAACUGCCUUAGACUGCAAUGCAAGAUGUAACCACAAGCAUGUGUUCUGUCACCAUCUGUUAAAACCAGGUGGGGCACUUUGCCUUAUCUCUUCCACAACUAAUCCUCCCUCCAGGGAGAUAAUCUUCCGUUAAUGGGCCAUUGAGUGUCACUGCCUGACUGAUAAAAUUCCAUCCUGCCAUUGUGAGAUGCUCUGCCCAGGGGGAGGAGCCAAGCAUUCCUGCCUGGAUAUAAUCUGGCCCUUCAAACACCACAGGCAGUCUUCUCCCACAGGAUUGCCAGAGGAAGACCAGACUCUUCUACCUCACCCCUGGACCUUCAGAGGAAAACUCCCCGAUUCUCCAGGAUCCUGCUCCAGCAGAACCACAGCUGGCACUGCACGAGGGCUGAGCCACCAUUUAACGGGACUGCUGCCACCACCCUGAGCCACAGGGGUCAGGUUGUAUUCUGACUGUGUCUGCUGCAGCAGUAAAAUUGUUUUUGUGAGCUAUUCAUUUCUAAACUUUGCAGAACUGAUGCAGAUAAAAUUCAAAGUUACAGGACUUAGUUAAGACCUUAAAACUAAUUGCUGCAAAUAAUCUUGGGAGAAGCGGAGAGCUGCGGGCUGGGCGUGAGGCAGAGCGGACGGCGAUCGUGGUCAGGAUGGCCCUCACCAGUUUUUUGCCAGCUCCAACCCAGCUGUCCCAAGAUCUGCUGGAGCUAGAAGCAAGAGCAGGAGCUCAGGGAUCCAGGCAGACUGCUCUGGUCUCCUCACAAAGGGAACCUCCCCCCUAUGGUUACCGGAAAGGAUGGAUACCAAGGGCGCUAGAGGAUUUUGGAGAUGGGGGUGCCUUCCCAGAAAUUCAUGUGGCCCAAUAUCCAUUGGAUAUGGGCCAAAAGAAGAAAAUUUCCAAUGCUUUGGCUCUUCAGGUGGAUGCAGAAGGAAGAAUAAAAUACGAUGCAAUUGCUCGACAAGGACAGGCAAAGGACAAGGUUAUUUACAGCAAGUACACAGAUCUUGUGCCAAAAGAGGUCAUGAAUGUGGAUGGUCCUGGACUGCAAAGACCAGAUGAGAAGGCAGUUAGAGAGAUAACCAAGAAGACAAGAGCAGCCUUGGAGAAAUUAGUCUCCCAAAAAGUUGCAGCAGCCCUGCCGGCUGGAGCUGCUGAGAAGGCAGCUCCUGCACAGUACAUUCGGUACACGCCAUCCCAGCAAGGAGCUGCAUUCAACUCUGGAGCAAGGCAGAGAGUUAUUCGGGUGGUGGAAAUGCAGAAGGACCCUCUGGAGCCUCCAAGAUUCAAAAGCAACAGGAAGAUUCCACGAGGACCACCGUCUCCUCCAGCACCUGUCUUGCACUCUCCAAGUAGAAAGCUGACUGUGAAAGAGCAGCAAGAGUGGAAAAUUCCUCCGUGCAUUUCAAACUGGAAAAAUGGAAAGGGUUACACCGUUCCCUUGGAUAAGCGUCUGGCUGCAGACGGCAGAGGAUUGCAGACCGUUCAUAUUAAUGAAAACUUUGCCAAGCUUGCUGAGGCACUCUAUAUUGCUGACAGAAAGGCUCGUGAGGCAGUAGAGAUGCGUGCCCAGGUGGAGAGGAAGAUGGCUCAGAAAGAAAAGGAGAAACAGGAGGAAAAGCUCCGAGAAAUGGCCCAGAAAGCCAGGGAGAGGAGAGCAGGGAUCAAAAGCCGUGUUGAACAAGAGGAUGGAGACGCUGGAGCAAGAGACGAAAUCAGACGUGACCGGCGCAAAGAGAGACAGCACGACAGAAAUCUUUCCCGGGCAGCCCCUGAUAAAAGGUCAAAGCUGCAAAGAAAUGAGACCAGAGACAUCAGUGAAGUUAUUGCCCUGGGGGUGCCCGGCCGCAGGCCAUCCAAUGAAAUCCAGUAUGACCAGAGGCUGUUCAACCAGAGCAAGGGUAUGGACAGUGGCUUUGCUGGAGGAGAGGAUGAAAUUUAUAAUGUUUAUGACCAGCCAUGGAGAAGUGGCAAGGAUCUGGCCCAAAACAUCUACAGGCCAAGUAAAAAUAUGGAUAAGGACAUGUAUGGAGAUGAUCUAGAGGCUCGAAUAAAGACCAACAGGUUUGUUCCUGACAAAGACUUCUCUAACUUGGAUCAUAACAGCAGAGGCAGGAGCAGAGAUGGACCAGUUCAAUUUGAGGAGGAUCCAUUUGGUUUGGACAAGUUUCUGGAAGAAGCUAAGCAACACGGUGGUUCCAAACGGCCACCAGACAGCAGCUGCCCUAAGGAGCACGAGCUUCCGAGCAAAAAGAGGAGGAAGGACUGAAUGUGCUCCUUGAGAGGUAGGGAAAUGGACUAAAAACCCAGACUUCAUCAAAAAGGAUUUUUAAUAUGGGGUGUGCAGGAGGAUGGUGUUGUAACACAGCAGUUCCCAACUCUAGCAUGCACACACUAAUUCUUCUACACAGGACAGCUAGCCAGGGAGAGAGAAGACAUGGAGACCACUUGGAAACAUUUCAUAAGGGAAUUAAUUCUUCUUUAGCAAGGUCUCUGACUUUGCUGAUUCCCCAUUGCCCAGCGUCUAAGGGUAAGAAUGUAGCCCCCUUCCUACAGCUUUAGUUUUUGCAGGUAGCUAAAUCUUGAGCUGUUAAAAGCCUUCCAGCUGUAUAUAAUGAUUGUGUCAUGCUGUAACAAAUGCUGGGGUGUUCAUGUUUCAGUGGUUUAGUGUGGUUAUGGAGUUUCAUUGAACAAGGGAGGGGAAACAGCUGGAUUCUGUAUUAAAACAAGCACUCAUUCAUAGUCUCUCAGUAAUCCUUGCUUUAGUUUGUUUACAUUUAGUGAAAUAAAGCCUCCUUCUGUGGUAGCAGCUCCCUGGUCAGAGAGAGACAAGCUAGAUACCUUUUCCCAGAAUCAGCCCGGGAAGGUUUAGGGAGCUGGAGAGAAAGAAUUCUAAACAAUUCUGGUCUUGCUGCACCUGAUGUUGUGCACAUGUGGAAUGUGUUCUGGAGAUUUGUUUACAAAGGGUGGUUUCUUAAUUAGUCAAUGGUGAUGGUGUUUUAAUUAAAGGACCAGUUAGAGGUCCAUCUGUAAUGAAGUAGGGUAUAAAAAGCAUGGGUUUCUUAAUAAAGAAGUUUAUUAACCUUCUGUGAAUA